CGCCGUGGCCGCCGCCGCCAUUUCCUGUCCAACCUCCGGCGCGUCAGGGAUUCUGGUCCACAAUGGCUGAAGAGCAAGAGAAAGACUUGCAGAAAUUUCUUAAAAAUGUGGAUGAAAUCACCAAUUUAAUCCAGGGGAUGAAUUCUAAUGACCCAGUCGUGCGGCAGAAAGCUGUCCAGGAGACAGAAAAAAGACUACUGCUUACAGAGAAAGACCAAGACGAGGAUGAAUGCAGGACCACCUUGAACAAGACCAUGAUCAGUCCUCCAGAAGCUUCUACGAAGGAUAAAGAUGCGAUAAACUCAGAGGCCUUCCUGGUAUCUUUAGAGAAGGAUGCAAAGGAACGAGCCAGAAGGAGACAGGAAAACAAAGUCUUCGCAGAUGCCCUAAAGGAAAAGGGGAAUGAAGCAUUUGCCAAAGGUGAUUAUGAAACAGCUGUCCUGUGCUACAGUGAGGGUUUGAAGAAGCUGAAGGACAUGAAAGUGCUGUAUACCAACAGAGCCCAGGCUUAUAUAAAACUCGGGGACUACCAAAAGGCACUAGUGGAUUGUGAGUGGGCUCUAAAGUGUGAUGAAAAAUGCCCAAAAGCCUACUUCCACAUGGGAAAAGCCAACCUGGCCCUCAAGAACUACAGUACGUCCAGAGAAUGUUAUCAGAAGAUCUUAGAAAUAGACCCCAAGCUGCGGACACAGGUGAAAGAUUGCCUAAAUCAAGUAGAUCUUCAGGAGAAAGCAGAACUUCAAGAGAAGGAAGCCCACGAAUUGUUGAAUUCAGGGAAGAACACAGCCGUGACCACCAAGAAUCUCCUGGAGACCCUUUCCAAGCCUGAUCAGAUCCCUUUGUUCUACGCAGGCGGGAUUGAGAUCCUGACUGAAAUGAUGACAGAGUGCACAGAACGAACUUUAUUCAGAACACACAGUGGAUUCAGUAUCAUCGGUGACAAUGAGGUCAUAAGAAGGUGCUUUUCCACAGCAGGAAAAGAUGCAGUCGAAGAGACUGUCUGUGUGUCUGUUCUCAAGCUCUGGCAAGCAGUGUGCAGUGGGAACGAGGAAAACCAGCGCCUGCUGGUGACACGCCCCAACAUGGGCGAGCUGCUGCCCUCCCUCUUGGACUCCAGAGUCAUGGCCAUCCGGCAGCAGAGCCUGGCCCUGCUGCUGCAGAUCGGCCAGACCGAGAAUGGACGGAGCCUGAUCCUCAGCCACCUUGACCUGACCCGAUUGUUGGAGGCCCUGGUGUCAUUUCUUGAUUUCCCAGAUAAGAAGACCAGCACUGCCAUGGGACUGCUCACAGACUUGGCUCUGGAAGAAAGGUUCCAAGUCUGGCUCCAGGCCAACCUUCCAGGAGUUCUCCCUACAUUCAUAGGUGUUCUGAAGAGAGAUCCCAAGAUCACCAACCCCUCAGCUCUUUGCCAGUGUAUUGCUAUCAUGGGAAACCUUAGCGCUGAUGCUACCACCCGAAGACAGAUGGCUGACUGUGAAGAAUUUGGGGACGCCUGCUUGGGCCUCAUGGCCAAGUGUGAGAAGGAUAUGGACCUGUUCAGAGAGGUCAUGUAUACAUUCCUGGGUCUCUUGAUGAACUUGUGUCUGCACUCCCCCUUUGUCUCUGAGGCUUGGGCCAUGGAGGUGAGCAGAAGGUGCAUGGCACUACUGAACAGCCAGGAUGGAGGAAUCUUAACAAAUAUUCCUGUGGAAAUUGGAUAUGCUGAGUGA
Messenger RNA from Trichechus manatus latirostris (Florida manatee), 1709 nucleotides. It is a transcript of the gene TTC12, whose product is annotated as tetratricopeptide repeat domain 12. The transcript has 19 exons. The coding region runs from base 63 to 1709 and encodes 548 amino acids. Gene Ontology annotation, cellular component: centrosome; cytoplasm. The record is from RefSeq and is a predicted model, not a curated record. NCBI's taxonomy places the organism in Eukaryota, Metazoa, Chordata, Mammalia, Sirenia, Trichechidae. Gene Ontology annotation, molecular function: protein binding. Gene Ontology annotation, biological process: sperm axoneme assembly; axonemal dynein complex assembly.